Molecule: messenger RNA, 2140 nt
Organism: Cryptomeria japonica (Japanese cedar)
Lineage: Eukaryota; Viridiplantae; Streptophyta; Pinopsida; Cupressales; Cupressaceae
Product: putative UPF0481 protein At3g02645
Exons: 2
Coding region: 567-1772 (401 amino acids)
Source: RefSeq, a predicted model, not a curated record
UCCCGAUAAAGGCUCUGCUCAUGAUAAUGAUGAUGGUCCGAACCUGUGACCUUAAAAUUUCCUGAGCAUUUCGGAAGAGUAGGUGUCCACAAUGCAGAUUUCCUGCCUGGAACGUCCAUGUCACAGGCAGGAUAGGUGAAUCGUGGAACAGUGAAUGUGCAACCAUCAAUAUUUGCAAGGGUCGGUGCAGGGACGUGACAGGGUCCUGGCCUGCAGGAAUCCCAUGGUUAUUGGGCGUGCAAGGCGAAUCUGGUUUUUUUGUGUGUGAGUGUUUCGUUACGGUUAUGGCUGGGAGAGGUCCGCGUCCUACUUCAUCAGUUCUCACACCGUACGCUGCACCAGUCAACUCUGAUUCCGAGUCUGAUCAUGAGACGCCUAGUCGUCCGCCGCAGCAGCAACCACACUUACAAUCACGUAGAGGUAGAGAAUGGAUCAACGACGAAGAAUGGAUAAUUAAUAUUCCGGAGACUUCCGAUGUUACUGACCUCCGGUCACCGUCGGAUGUGUCCAUAUUCAGAGUUCCCGACUUCCUGAAGGAAUGAAUAAGAGGAGCGUAUGUUCCUAAAAUGGUUUCGUUGGGUCCAUACCAUCACAGUGAUGAACACCCUUUUCCAAUGGACAAGCAUAAAGAAAGAGCCCGUAGUAGAAUGACGGCGAGGUUCAAUAUUAACCACCGCGACAAGGAUCUAACUAAUGAGGAUUUUUCCCCUAGUGCAAUACAGGAGAUCUUGAACCUGGACGGCGAAAUCAGGAAGAGCUACGAAUCAAAAAUCAAUUGCAAUGCAGAGGCCCUCGCCCUGAUGCUAUGUUUGGACGGUUGCUUCAUUCUGGAAAUAUUGAGGACUCUGGGUAGGGAUAAAUUCCCCGUAGCGGAAGCGGUUAAUUACUAUGAACCUAUUUUUGAGAGAUAUAAGAUUGAUUAUACUGGAUUUCAUAUACUGAACGAUAUUUUGAUGCUUGAAAAUCAAAUCCCUUUGAUCAUUCUCCAAAAGCUGCUUCAAUUGGAGCUCAAGCCAUCAGAUAAUGUCGAGAAAAAGAUUUUCGAAGUGCUAGUGAAAUCUCCAAGGUCCAAGUUCUACCCUUUCAAAUAUGAUAUCCCGGAAAAUUGGUCUUUGCAGUUGCCGCAACAGCAAGUUCAUCAUCUACUGGGUUUGUUGCACGGCCUGAUUGUGUCUCCACCAUGUCCCGAUGAUGGUAUUGGUGACCGUUCAGAUCAGAAGAAAGACCCGAAUCAUGUGAGGCGCAUCCCUCGUGCGGUGGACUUAAGAAAUGCUGGGAUCAAAUUUGAGCGACGCCUUGGAGGCAUCAAAAGGAUUAAAUUUGAGAAGAAGAGUGCCACAAUUUAUCUUCCUCCCAUCCAAAUCACAGACUACACACAGGUGCUUUUCCGUAACCUAAUCGCUCUUGAGCUGUGUAAGGCAUUUGAAAUCAAUUACGUGACGUGCUACCUGAGUUUGAUGGACGCGUUGAUCGACUCAGAAGAAGACGUGGCUGUGCUCAAGAAAAGUGAGAUCGUUAUAAACUACCUUGGGAGCGAUACAAAGGUUGCCGAACUCUUCAAUGCUCUAUGCGAUGGAGUGACCGUGAGUCGGAAAGAUGCCUUCCGGGAACUGAAAGGACAAGUCUAUAAGCACUACAAAAGUAAAUUCAAGGUAUGGUUGGCAGAGCUUGUCAAGGAGCAUUUCUCGUCGCCUUGGACAAGUUUAGCUUUAGCCGGGGCAGUUCUUGCACUCGUGCUUACACUUUUGCAAACUAUCUACGCAAUGAAGUAAGUUUAACAUCAUAUUUUGAAGUUUUCAUCUCAGUUUCUUCAAUUAAAUUUAUCAUCUUUUAAGGUGAUUGUAGAUUAGUUGCCUGUUUGCUUGCUUUGUCCAAAUGCCAUCAUUAUGAUUGUGAUUAUAAUGAUGAUGGAAUAAAGAGUUUAGUUGUUUCUAGUGAUUUUCACCCAGUAUCCUGCUGGCUAGCUGUUGCCUGUAGCAAGUACUAAACUGUGGAGGGUGAAUUCAGUAGAACAAGCUCUUGAAUACUAUUUAAGCUAGGUGUUUAUUUGGUUCCAUGGCUUGUAUGUAUUUUUCUUCAUUGCAGAAGAUAAUCCAAGGAGUGCAAAUCCCAACACAGUUAAAAAAUAUUGUGUUUUUUC